This is a messenger RNA of Anopheles maculipalpis, 1287 nucleotides long. Its product is annotated as lipase 1-like. Lineage: Eukaryota; Metazoa; Arthropoda; Insecta; Diptera; Culicidae. The coding region runs from base 1 to 1287 and encodes 428 amino acids. The transcript has 3 exons. The record is from RefSeq and is a predicted model, not a curated record. Gene Ontology annotation, molecular function: hydrolase activity, acting on ester bonds.
AUGGCUGUAGUUCGAUACGGCAAUCCGUUCGGGCGGAGUGUGUUCCAUAGAAAAGCUUCUAGUUCUAUCGUACGAUGGGUUUUGGUUCUCGGUUUAAUGGUGCUUCCAAUGGUGGCCGGUGAAGCACGUAUUACUUUCGGCGGUUACGAGAGUGUUUUUGCAAUCGAUGAAGAGGAUGGUAUGCUGGAAACGCCCGAACUGAUCCGUAAAUAUGGAUACCCAAUAGAACAGCACGAAGUCAUCACCGACGACGGAUACGUUCUAGCGUUAACGAGAAUUCCCUCCAAGGCUAAUUCAACCAACCGUUCCCCUCCGGUUCUGCUAGUCCACGGAUUGUUUGCCAGUUCAGCUGACUUUCUUAUCAUUGGGCCCAACAAUAGCCUUGCCUAUCUGCUCGCCGACCACGGUUACGAUGUGUGGCUGGCAGAUCUGCGCGGUAAUCGAUACUCUCGUCGGCACACUAGAAUGUCGCCAGACUCACGGUCCUACUGGGACUACAGCUGGCACGAGAUGGGUUAUUACGAUCUACCGGCCACGAUCGAUCACAUCCUGCACGUAACUGGUGUGAGCCGUCUGCAUUACAUCGGAUAUUCGCAAGGUACGACCGUAUUCUUCGUGAUGGCUUCCAGUCGACCAGCGUACAAUGAGAAAAUCGUCCGCAUGUACGCUCUCUCGCCGGCUGUCUAUGUGGAGCACGUGCGUAGUCCGAUCUUUCGAUGGCUGGCGGUAAACAGUGCCGCCGUCAAGUGUUUCCUGGACACGAUGGGACUGUGGCAAGUAUUGCCCCACAAUAAGGCACAGUACGCACUGCAAAGGACACUCUGUCCGGCAUGGAAGACGAGGAGCAUUUGCGUCCAAUUGGUGGAACAGCUAGUAGGUCCUAAUCCCAACGGAACGGAUCGGCUAGCCCAACACAUCGUUGCCGGUCACAAUCCAUCGGGAGCGUCGAGCAAACAGUUGCUACACUUUGCCCAGCUGAACCUUAGUGGACGCUUUCAGCAGUUUGACUACGAGCGAAAGGAGCAGAAUCUCGCUCACUACGGACGGGAGAAUCCACCGAGUUACAAUUUGACCACCGUUACAGCGCCGGUCGUAAUAUUUUACGGACUAAACGAUUGGAUGGUAGAUCCAGCCAAUGUGAUACGGUUAGCGAAUGAGCUGCCAAAUCUAGUGUUCAAGAGCGCCGUAGAAGAUCCACAUUUUAACCAUCUUGAUUUUGUGACGGCGAAACGUGUACGAGCACUUGUGUACGAGAAGAUUCUCAAUCAGCUGCCUGAGGCGAGCUGA